Molecule: messenger RNA, 1466 nt
Organism: Stegodyphus dumicola
Lineage: Eukaryota; Metazoa; Arthropoda; Arachnida; Araneae; Eresidae
Product: serine/threonine-protein kinase RIO3
Biological process (GO): protein phosphorylation
Molecular function (GO): ATP binding; protein serine/threonine kinase activity
Source: RefSeq, a predicted model, not a curated record
UUAUUUCUUUUUUGACAUUAGAUUUGUUGAUGAUUUAAGUGGCUGUGGAGAAGAAGUAACUGAUUGUAGUGAUGACUAUCUUCUUGCUAAAAUGUUACAACUGGAAUUUGACAAAGAACAUGACAGUAUUUUGAAACAAGAGGAGUCAAAGUACAAUGGGAGUAGUAAAGUAAAAAUUUCAUAUGGCAAGUAUUUGCGACUUCCUGAUGCAAGUUUUUCUUCUGAUGAGGAGGAUGAUAAAGAUUAUUUUUUGGAGCAAAGUGCUAAAAGACAUUGGCAUAAUUUUGAACAAGCUGAGAAAGCCUUUCAGGCUGUUGGCAAAAGUGGAGUAUCCCGUCAAGGAAAUACCACAACAACCAAACACGAUCCUACUGUCUGUGGAAGGAGAAAUGCAGGAAAGCUUAUGGAGUUUCCACCUGGCAUAUUAACGGGUGAUGGAGGCAUGUUUGAUAUGAAGAUUUCUAACAAUGUGUAUAACAGUCUGAAAAUAUACUCUAUGGCUGAGGAUAAGAGAGGCCACAAGGUUCAUGAUAAGAAAGAAAAAUCAACUGCUGAAAAAGCUUUGGAUGAAAAGACUCAUUUAAUUUUGUACAAGUUAGUUAAUAAUCAAACAUUAGAGUCUUUGAAUGGCUGCUUUAGCACUGGAAAAGAAUCCUGUGUUUAUCAUGCUUGGAGUGCAUUACCAGAAGAAGAAUCACCAUCUCCAGAAUUUGCCAUUAAAGUAUUCAAAACAACCUUGAAUGAAUUUCAAAAUAGGGACCAGUACAUCAAGGAUGAUUAUCGUUUUAAAAAUCGUUUUGGGAAACAAAAUCCCAGGAAAAUCAUUCACAUGUGGGCUGAAAAGGAAAUGAGAAAUUUGUUGAGGAUGAAAGAGGCAAAUAUACCUUGUCCUGAUGUUGUGACUUUAAAAAAACACGUUUUAGUGAUGUCUUUUAUUGGGAAAGAAAUGAUACCUGCUCCAAAACUGAAGGAUGUAGAUUUACCAUUUGAAGAUAUGACUAUUAUGUAUGAGCAAACUUUAAAUAUUAUGAAAGACCUGUACUCAAAAUGCAAGUUAGUGCAUGCUGAUCUGAGUGAAUACAAUCUUUUGUGGCAUGAUGAUAAAACAUGGGUUAUAGAUGUUAGCCAAGCAGUUGAAAUUACUCAUCCUAGAGCUUUGGAAUUUUUGUUAAGAGAUUGCACAAAUAUAUCAACAUUUUUUGAAAAGAAAGGGGUUAUAAACGUAUUGAAGCCAGAAGAAAUGUUCACUGAAAUCUGUGGCCAAGUUCCUAAAAGAGAUCAAAAUGUGCCUUCUCAAAAUUAGGUACAUUUUCGGGUAUUUAUAUGCACUGCUGGUCCUUUUUUGCCAUUCAGAUGAAAGAAAAUGGAUAGGAAAGUUUAUCCGUCAAGGAAGCUUGAUUUUAAAAUAUCCAAACUGUGAUGUUCUUUUGUAGCCUUCAAUAAAGAUUAUUAUUUCAUUUUAUUUU